This is a messenger RNA of Limulus polyphemus (Atlantic horseshoe crab), 4059 nucleotides long. RefSeq names its product cytochrome b reductase 1-like. The coding region runs from base 545 to 1261 and encodes 238 amino acids. The record is from RefSeq and is a predicted model, not a curated record. Gene Ontology annotation, molecular function: oxidoreductase activity. Lineage: Eukaryota; Metazoa; Arthropoda; Merostomata; Xiphosura; Limulidae. The transcript is spliced from 5 exons.
UAUUUCAAAUAAGGGAGCCCACGAGGAUGUUUGGUGUUAAUGCUAUUUUGCUCCGAGAUAAUGGCAGAGAAGUGUAUCUGGUGGUGAAUGGUAAGUGGAGCGAAGAAAGCCAAUCUACUUGUAGACAAGUUUUGGGUCAGCCUUGGAAUGCCUCGCCAACAUUUGAGUUAGGUGAAGAAGAACCGCCGAUAUACAGUGUCCUUAUGAACUUUGUCUAGUACGCGCUUUGUAGCACUAGUAUUAAUUUCUAACUUUUCCAAUUACCCUGUUGCUCACUGAUAAUUCAAAUUUUGUUACAAACACACUUAUUCUUCUGUGGUCGAAGUUUGGUAUGUCGCAAAGUGUCUUUGUCACAAAUAUAUUAAUCAUAAACCUACGUAAUUCUAACUUCUAAGCAACUUUAACUUAACAACUGCUAACUGUAGACUUUAAAAACCUCAACCGGCAUCUGUCACUCAUUUUGUCAGGGAAGCAACAGAAAUAACACCUACAAUUCUGUAAAGUGGUCAGCAAAAACUCCGCAUACGAGGAAAAAGUGUCUAUAAUGGUCAAGUGUGGGUUUGCCCUUUGGACUUUCAUUGCCGAAGUUUUGUUAUUUGGAGUCCUUGGUCUAUGCCUCUUCUGGAUAUUUUAUUAUGGCGGUGGUGUUACUUGGACCAAUGACGUCACUAAACAAUUUAAUCUUCAUUACGUCCUCAUGAUUGGGGGGUUUAUAUUCUUUAACGGUCAAGCAAUCCUUGCAUAUAGAUGUUUGUCUUGCUAUAAGAAGAUAUACACCAAGGUAAUCCACACAUCAUUUUUCGUUUUUGGCAUGUCAUCGAUCACGGUCGGCUUGGUGUCAGCAAUUCAAGGUCAUAACGGCGCCCAAGAUCCCAAGCACUUCUACAGUUUACAUUCCUGGAUCGGCCUUGCAACGAUAGGAAUGUUUGCUUUACAGUUCCUUGUGGGGUUUAUGUCUUUUCUGGUAUUCUUAUGUUGUGACAACGCUACUGUGAAGCUGAGACAGCGUCUGUUACCGACACACAUUACGUUCGGACUUAUCAUCUUCGGGAUGGCUAUAGCCACUUGUCUAACGGGCCUGAUGCAGACAGCUCGACACAUGCUGAGUGGAACAAUCGACAAACAGAACUACGAAGAUCUGCCAGAACAAACACUAGUCAUCAAUAUUUUAGCUGUUUCUUUAUUAGCUCUUGGUAUUGUGAUUAUAUACCUGGUUCGGAACAACAGUUUCAAACGCUCUGCUACACUCAUCAUCAACUAAAUUCUACAUUUGCUUCAAUCUUUCCAUCAACUGAAUUUUAAAAGUCACUACAAGUUAACCGAGUCGAGUUUAAUUCAUUUGAACACUACCAGAACUAGUUCGUUAUUGGAAACCAACAUUGAAAUUAUUUCAACUAUCAACUAAAUAAAUCUCGACAAUAUGGAGUACUCUCAUAAUCAAAGAAUCUCAGAUAUAAAUAUUAGACUUUUUAUUAUGUGAAGAAAGAAAAGUUAAAAUUACCAUCAACUAUAAAUAUGGACUCACAUAAUAUGGCUCAUUAUCCAGAGAAGCUUGGACUGUGGUGUUACUAUCAUCAGUUAUUUAAACCUAAAUUUAAACAUUACUUUCAUUAUGAAUUGAAUCUCAAGAUUAAUAUAAACUUAUUUCAUUAUUAAGAUCAAUUUAACCUAGAUAUGACUACUCUCCUUAACAUCUAAAUUUCUGUAUCUACUGAAUCGUGCAUUAAUGAUACUCUAAUAGUUGACCAUGUGACUAAAGGUCGUUGAACUCUACGAACUUAGGAAUUGAACAUUAACUCAACUUAUCUUUAAUUAAGAAAAACAAGAAAGAAAGGAAAAUUUUUGUAAGAAUUAUACACUUUAAAAGAAAUCAAACUUUACUUAUAGCUACUACCUAAAUACUUAGUAUCUGUCGUUUAGCAAACCCGCCUCCCUAACCUAUAAAUAUUGCCAAUACUUGAAUCGUACCAUAUUUGGUUUUCAUUGUUACAUAUAACAGUUAACGACUAAGCAGAAAUUUUUAAAUUUCUGUCCAGGAAAGUACAUAAAAAAAACAUUAUCACACGUGAAUGUUUUUCUUCUUUCCAUAAGAAAAAAACUCAUUUUUCAAUGCUUAAUCAUUCACUGAAUUUGCCCAGAACAUUCCCAAAUGAAAACGAAAAAAAGAAGAAACUGACUAUUGCUCGCACUAUCUGCAGUUAAUACAUUUAGUACUCUUUUUUUAAUCCAUCUGGGUUGUUCAGUUGGCGCCUUUUUGACAGUUCCGACAGGCCUGCCAACCACCAGGCAAAAAAAAAUGUUUAAUUUGUCCCUAUAUUUGUAGUUCUGUACUGUUUAAUACCGAUAAAGUCGUCGAGAACUAGUUUUUAGUCGUCGAGACCACACUCAAAAUUUUAUGUGAACCUCCACUAGCACAAAGUUGGAUAGCACUGGUAUGCAUCAUUUAUAAAAGUAACAAUUUUCAGUGUUGCAAACAGAACAUUUCAAUUAAAUAUAUUGCAGUAUUGUAUCACGUUUUAAAUAUUCUCCUCUACACUAUACAACAAGCUUAAACACUUCUUUGCAACGUAAUGUAAUCAAAAGUAAAUUUAAGUUAGGUUAUAUUCAUUAGAAUAUAAUAUUUUAGAAAAAUUGGCUCUUAAAUAAAAUCCACCAGGAUUGUAAGAAAAUAAGUCUCCUUCCUAAAAAUAUGACAUAAUUAUGUAAAUCAUAAACUUCAAAACACCAUAUUUAUUUACUAAUAUUACUUUCAAUAUAAACAGAAACCAAAAAAAAAUUAUCACCAACUUUCAUCGUUGAUAAUUCACGUCACAAGAACUCUGGUGUUCUAAUUAAAUUGGUGUUGUAUUAAACUAGUAUCUUUUCACUAUUUCUCAUUAAGCAAUCACUUUUUCCCAUUUGAAUGUAAUCGAAUUGGUUUAUAUUAAUUUCCGUCUUACGAAUCUUUCUUUAACCAAAAAAAAUUGUAUAGGACGAUAAGAGGAUUAAUUUGGAGGAACAAAUAACUUGUUAAAAAUACAUGAACAUAGCAUUAGCGAUAACUUUUUGUUCUAAAUUUGUUAAGCUAACGUGAAGCUUUUAUAAAUAUUGCAAAAAAAAACGUUUUUAUUCAACACAUUUCGAGAAUGUAGUGUUUAUUUUGUAUUCACUGCUACAAAAAUUCUUUUGUACUUUAAAGCAACGGAGCAAAAGUUUGUUUUGCAGUUACACACAAAGCUACAGUUUGUUUGUUUUUGUUUGUUUUUUUAAUUAUGCACAAAGCUACACAAGGGCUAUCUGUGCUCUGCCCAUCAUAGGUAUCGAAACCAUGUUUCUAGCGUUGUAAGUCUACAGACAUUAUUCCGUGCCACUAUAAGGCCGAGACAAAAGAAAUUAAGAGAAAAAUACAAAUAUUUAAUAAAAUGAACACUAAGAUGCAUGUGAAAACCAACUAAGUUGGGUCAUGGAAUAAGAAAACUAAAACCUUUACGAGAAAAUUGUGGUUGUAAACACUUCAGAUUAGGAUUGUUUGUGCGUCUUUCUUAUCUGUAUUUUGUAAACGACUUAUAGCAGUGUUUCUUUAAUUAGUUGGACUGAUAUCAGUUAACAAGAAAAUGUGCAUAACACUUCAAAUGUACACUCUUAUCGGCAAUUGAUGCAUAUCUCAAACAUGUUUAUUUCUUCUCUCUAAUGCACUACCAAAGUAUUAUAAAUAAUUGAUAUAUAUGUGUGCUUAAGCCUAAAACUAGUCUUCCCGUGAGUCAGCGGUAAGUUUAUGGACUUACAACGCUAAAAUUCGGGAUUCGAUUCCCCUUGGCGAACAGAUCACAGUUAGCCUAUUCUGCAGCUUGGGACUAAAACAAACAAAGAAGAUAAAUCUUAACUGCAUACGAAUAAAACAAAAUUCAUUAAGCCACAAUAGACAUAAUAGUUUUGAGAAGGGUAAUCCGUGGUAAUGAUGUGCAAAACAAUUUUUGAACGGAUAAGAGUCGCAGCUAUGUGUAAACUAUAUUUCUUAGUACUAUUUUAACAAUAAAAAAUAGACUUUCUUUUAUAUUUUCAUAUAUAUAUAUAUAUAUA